Helianthus annuus (common sunflower) is the source of this 1412-nucleotide messenger RNA. Its product is annotated as ankyrin repeat domain-containing protein 2B. The record is from RefSeq and is a predicted model, not a curated record. The coding region runs from base 156 to 1217 and encodes 353 amino acids. Gene Ontology annotation, molecular function: protein binding; chloroplast targeting sequence receptor activity. Gene Ontology annotation, cellular component: chloroplast outer membrane. Gene Ontology annotation, biological process: protein targeting to chloroplast. The transcript is spliced from 9 exons. NCBI's taxonomy places the organism in Eukaryota, Viridiplantae, Streptophyta, Magnoliopsida, Asterales, Asteraceae.
CAAAAAGAAGAGGCGUAGGGCGUUGAUCUAAUCAACAUCCAGAUUACCGUGGCCCACACCAUACCCGAUCCCGUUUCGUGUUCCCCACUCCACCUCUCUCUCUCUCUCUCUCUCCCUCCAUCGUUUCACUUCACUUCUCUUCUCUCCCACCGGAAAUGUCGCAGCAGGUGAACGAGAAGAUUCCCGAAGCCAAGGCUACGGCAGCCACAGAAGAAACAACUGAUCCAGCUAUGAAGAAGUCUUCCACUGAAUCAAGCUCUGCAGAUACUCCGUCUGGAACAGCACCUGCCAUACCAUCUAUGCCAGGAGCUGGAUUUCCUGGAAAUCCCUUUGACUUCUCAUCUAUGGCUGGUCUACUUAAUGACCCAAGCGUGAAGGAAUUAGCUGAACAAAUAGCAAAAGAUCCAUCAUUCAACCAAAUGGCAGAGCAACUUCAGAAGACUUUUCAAGGUGGUGAAGGUGGUAUCCCACAAUUUGAUACACAACAAUACUAUACCACCAUGCAACAGGUUAUGCAAAACCCUCAGUUUAUGAGCAUGGCUGAACGCCUUGGUAGUGCCUUGAUGCAGGAUCCGUCGAUGUCUCAAAUGCUCGAGAGUUUAUCAAAUCCAGCUCAAAAGGAACAACUUGAAGAACGGAUGUCUCGUAUCAAAGAAGAUCCAUCCUUGAAACAUAUUUUAGAAGAGAUAGAAACUGGUGGCCCAACUGCAAUGAUGAAGUACUGGAAUGACAAAGAUGUUUUACAAAAGCUGGGUGAAGCAAUGGGUCUCCCAGUUACGGGAGACCCUACUGCUUUUGCUGGAAAUUCAGGAGAUGGUGAAGCUGAAGAAGUGAAUGAAGAUGAGUCUAUUGUUCAUCAAACUGCUAGUGUUGGUGAUGUGGAGGGUUUGAAGAAGGCAUUAGAGUCUGGUGCUGAUAAAGAUGAAGAAGAUGCAGAGGGAAGGACAGCAUUGCAUUUUGCAUGUGGAUAUGGGGAGGUGAAAUGUGCUCAAGUUCUUCUUGAGGCUGGAGCCAAGGUUGAUGCCUUAGACAAGAACAAGAAUACAGCCCUCCAUUAUGCUGCUGGUUAUGGUAGGAAAGAGUGUGUUGCCCUUUUGCUUGAUAAUGGCGCUGCCGUAACACUACAAAACAUGGACGGUAAGACACCUAUUGAAGUUGCGAAAUUGAAUAACCAGAACGACGUAUUGAAGCUGUUAGAAAAGGACGCGUUCCUGUAAGUUUGAUGUGUUUUUUUAUUAGUGUAAUGUUUGUGUUUAAGGAAUUGGUUUGCUUCCCAUCCUAACUUAUGUUAUGUCUUGUGGUAUUUUUUUCGGGUCAAAUUAGAUGUUUGACCACUUCAACUGUGUGCUAAUUAUUUAUAGAGUAUGAUUAUAACGAAACAUUUAAAGUUCAAAUCGUUCCGUCUUUUGUUC